AAAACGUACCACCGCUCUUCUUCGCGCCUAGCUUCUUCGGAAUCGUGCUCGAGUCUCGUAACUUGUAUGCUCCCUGCGACUUGACCGCAGCAUUUCUUCGACCUUCUACCGCCGCAUUGUUGGCACCUAUCCUUAGCUGUCCGAAUACGUCUCGCAGUUGUCGUAUUGUAGUACCAGGUGCUGCUCUCGAUAUAUUGGAAGCAGCCGCUACUAUGGGCCGCUGCAAUUGAGCGAUCCUCAUGGCUAUAGACGUCGUUGGACCGCCGUUUAGACCGUUGUCCUUCUCCCGGGGAAGUUUUGGCAGCGCUUUUGGUUCAUGCAAAAAGCUCGGGUUCGCACCCACAAAAUUUCGACUUAGUCAGCUACGAUAGUUAAAGUUGCCAGCAAUACCAAUUCGAGCUUGCCUUACGCCUUACGCCUUACGCCUUACGUAGGUCCAUAAAACCACUUACACCUCAUGAUAGCAGGUUAGGUGUCUGGUUAACAGCUAAUUUCUUAGUUAAUUGUAUAAACUAAACCACAUAACCCAUCACGAUGCAACUCCUUUCCUCCCCUUUACAAAUCAUCCUUCUCGCUCUGCUCUCCUCCGUCGCUCACGCCCAAUUCGGCUUCUUCGACCAGAUGUUCGGCGGCGGCGGGCAACAGCAGCAGCAGCAGCAGCGCCAACAACCGCAGAACGUGCCCAGCGACUCGACCAUCUACCGCUCUAACUUCGACCGCAUGCAUUGCGACAACUACCUUUGCCCUGAUACUCUUGCUUGCGUGCACUUCCCUCACCACUGCCCCUGCCCGUGGCCCGCCCACGAAGACAAGUUCGAGAUGGGAGAUGGCCACCGAAUAUGCGCAUCUAAGGGAGGAUUUAAGCCUGGGGAGGCUGGAAGAAAGGUCGAGCUCGCUCGGAAGGGACUGCUAUGAUUUAAUUCGUCGAGCUCAACGGCUGGCGCAUUGUUUCUGAGAAUAGGGCACAGAGUUUGUCUAGUUCUACUUAGGAUGAGACCGUAUUGUCUAAGCCACAUGGUCGAGUACUUCAAGACAUGUCUUAAUCGAGUUUCGUCCCGUUCCGCUAAGACGAUGAGAAUACGAAUGAAUGUUAUUUCAUCGAGUCCGAGGUCUAAGCCCGCGCAGGUAGAGCAUCUAUAACUACAACCAUGAUCAACCGGAAAUAACCAUCUCUCGCCCAGCCUAAUAGUAGGUAGUAUGUCGCUCGCCCCUCCAACACCUAAAACACAUCUAUUGUGCCUCUGACAAUAUGAUAAAAUCAAGAGGCAGUCCACCUUGCCAUUAACUCCGUCCGUCAUGCAUGUCCCGUCAUCGCAUCCAUACCCGUCUUUGUAAUUUGCUUGCCCUUCCCUCGCCAAAGCUGGUGGCGUUCCUCUUAAGAGAAGAGUUGCAUAUCCCGUAUUCCUAGUCGCCAGCUCCGACGAUAGCGCCGUUAAUGGUAGGCAUCGGAGGAAUUUCCUCCUCGUCCUCGAGCUCGUCGAUAGACUCGGGGUGGCCGAGGAACUUGGCGACGUCCUUCAUCUCGUAGUGCUUCUUCCGCAGC
This is a messenger RNA of Daldinia decipiens, 1543 nucleotides long. RefSeq lists its product as uncharacterized. NCBI's taxonomy places the organism in Eukaryota, Fungi, Ascomycota, Sordariomycetes, Xylariales, Hypoxylaceae. The transcript is spliced from 3 exons. The record is from RefSeq and is a predicted model, not a curated record. The coding region runs from base 535 to 915 and encodes 126 amino acids.